Molecule: messenger RNA, 879 nt
Organism: Ustilago hordei
Lineage: Eukaryota; Fungi; Basidiomycota; Ustilaginomycetes; Ustilaginales; Ustilaginaceae
Exons: 2
Coding region: 1-879 (292 amino acids)
Source: RefSeq, a predicted model, not a curated record
AUGAAUGGCGAAGAACUCGAACUGCGCAUACCUUCAGUCCAAUGCGGCGUGGACCUGGUCGGCAUCUUGCACCGCAACCCUGGCUGGAAUGGUAGGCAACCUCGUCGAAUCGCACUCAUCCUACACGGUCUCCUCGCACACAAGAACCAGUGUUAUCACAAGCAGCUAGCGCAAGCUCUGCCGAUCGACUCUUAUCGCUUCGACUUUCGCGGAAAUGGAGACUCGGGGGGCGACUGGACUAUGGGUGACCUCGGGAACGAUGUCCAAGAUCUCUCGACCGUCGUCUCAUAUCUGCAUCGCAAGGAAGGCUACGUGCUGGAUCUGAUUGUCGGUCACUCGCGCGGGUCGAUGAUCUCGUGGAUGUACCUCGGCAAGGGCGAGAAGAAGUUGCAAGAAGACGGAGGGAGAAGCUUUGUGCCAAAUUUGGUGGUCUGUUCGGGAAGAUGGGAUAUGCAAAAGGUCUUGGAGACCUAUGCGAGCUUUCAACAAGGUUUUGACAGAGAAGGCUUCUACAGGUGGCAGAUCACCAGUGCGGGCAAGAAGAAGGAGUAUAUCGUCUGGCCGAACGACUUGAAGAACAUGUCGGCUUUCAAGUAUCCCACUGAGUUCGUAGCUGCGCUAAGCACCAACACGGAUGUGCUCAUUUUGCAUGGCACCGCAGACCGCACAGUAUUCGAGCAGGAUGCACACAGCUACCUUGCAGCACUCGACAGCAACAAGAAGCGAAGACGCAACUCGCAUCGACUUCAUCUCAUCCAAGGCGCGGAUCACAUGUAUAGAGGCCGCACGCAGCCUCUGGUCGACGAGAUCUGCCAGUGGUACGCAGAGCGUCAGAGAAACGCUGCAGACAACGGUGCUCCAUCGACGUCGAGGCUGUGA